Closterium sp. NIES-65 is the source of this 339-nucleotide messenger RNA. NCBI's taxonomy places the organism in Eukaryota, Viridiplantae, Streptophyta, Zygnematophyceae, Desmidiales, Closteriaceae. The record is from the annotation of a GenBank genome assembly.
AUGGACUCCGUUGAUUGUGGCCCGUUGGACCCCGUCGCCGCCACCUACGGCCCCGUCGCCGCCACCUGCGGCCUCGUCACCGUCACCUGCGGCCCCGUCGCCGCCACCUACAGCCCCGUCGCCGCCACCUGCGGCCCCGUCGCCGUCACCUGCGGCCCCGUCGCCGCCACCUGCGGCCCCGUCGCCGCCAUCUGCGGCCCUGACGCCGCCCCCUGCGGCCCCGUCGCCGCCACCUACGGCCACGCAGCCGCCACCUGCGGCCCCGCCGCCACCUGCGGCCCCGUUGCCGCCACCUGCGGCCCCGUCGCCGCCACCUGCGGCCCCGUCACCCUCCCCUAG